AAUUCCUCAACAACCAACCCAUCACAUAAAAAUGUCACCAACAAGAGCUUGUCACUCAGGGUACCCAACUCAUCUUCAACUUCAUCUCACCAUCUUCUCUUCCACAAUUCACAAUGACCAUGCCAAUUCAUCAUCUGAUCUUCUUCCUCGCUCUCCUCCUGUCCUCCUGUCCUGAACCUGCCUUCUCUGCUCACUGCACCACCACUACAUCCACCAAGUCUUUCCAGAAAUGCACCUCCCUCCCCACCCAGCAAGCUUCCCUGGCCUGGACCUUCCACCCCCGCAAUGCGACCCUCGACCUCGCCUUCUUCGGCACCUUCAUCUCCCCGUCCGGUUGGGUCGGGUGGGGGAUCAACCCCACCUCCGCCGAGAUGACCGGGACUCGCGCGCUUAUCGCCUUCCCGGACCCGAACUCAGGCCAGAUCGUGCUCCUCCCAUUUGUCCUGGACCCGACGGUCAAGCUCCAAAAGGCACCGCUUCUUUCUCGCCCGCUUGACGACGUCCACCUCUUGUCGUCUUCCGCCACGCUCUACGGCGGGAAACUGGCCACGGUCCACAAUGGAGCUCAAAUUCAAAUUUAUGUCACAUUAAAGCUUACUCCGAACAAGACAGGAAUCCAUUUCGUUUGGAACCGCGGACUAUAUGUCCAAGGCUAUUCACCAACCAUUCACCCGACCACCGAGAAUGAUCUCUCAUCCAUUGCCACGAUUGAUGUCCUGUCGGGAUCCGCCGCUUCUCGGCACAGCAACAUUGGAACUCUAAAGACGGUUCACGGGACCAUAAAUGCCAUCGCCUGGGGAAUCCUGCUCCCUACCGGAGUGGUGAUCGCCCGGUACCUGAGGCAUGUGCAGGCGCUAGGACCCGCGUGGUUCUUUGCUCAUGCCGGGAUACAACUGUCCGCCUUCUUCCUUGGAACUGUCGGGUUCGGCAUCGGGAUUAGGCUCGGGGAAUUGUCUCCAGGAGUGGUGUACGGGCUCCACCGGAAGCUCGGGUUUGCGGCUUUUUGCCUCGGCGCGCUCCAGAUGCUGGCGCUUCUUUUCAGGCCCCGGACCACGCACAAGUUCAGGAAAUACUGGAAAUCAUACCACCACUUUGUUGGGUAUGCUUGUGUGGUAAUAGGAGUCGUGAAUGUCUUCCAAGGAUUUGAAGCAAUGGGCUUAGGCAGGUCCUAUGAGAAGCUGAGCUACUGUUUGUGCCUGUCAUCUUUGAUUGGUGCUUGCAUAGCAUUAGAGGUCAAUAGCUGGGUGAUUUUCUGUAGGAAGUCCAAGGAAGAGAAGAUGAGGAGAGAGGGACUGAUUGGUGGUUCUGAGAAAGCGAGUGGAAGCUACAGAUUGAAUUAGCUCACAGAAAAAAUUCGAUAGCAACUCGGAGUGUAAUACGAAACUCUUUUCUUUCAUCAUUCCUAAAUCGGUUGAUUGCAUUUCGAGAAAUACAACUAUUGUCAGGUUAAA
Messenger RNA from Syzygium oleosum, 1451 nucleotides. Its product is annotated as cytochrome b561 and DOMON domain-containing protein At2g04850. The coding region runs from base 114 to 1340 and encodes 408 amino acids. Lineage: Eukaryota; Viridiplantae; Streptophyta; Magnoliopsida; Myrtales; Myrtaceae. The record is from RefSeq and is a predicted model, not a curated record. The transcript has a single exon.